CAGUUGACGGGCUCUCUCCACGGCGCACGCAUGAUCGCCGGAGCGGAUUCGCGGAGCAGCAGCUGAUCGUGCGCUUUCAUUUUCUGUGUGAAAAGACAUUGUGGCUUUGUUCGCGAAUCGGCAUUAUCACGAGUGAGAAGUGUUGACAUACAUAUCUCUGAUUUUAGCAACAAUAUCUUGUGAACUAUACUUAAUUCUGCCAAAAUGCAAACCCAAAUGCAAUCCCCAAUGCAGUACGAGAGUCACAUCUCCGAUAUACCCACCCACAAAAUCUACUCCCGCCGCCCAGAAGAGGCUGAGAUGAACAGCACAUCGGAAAGUUGUUCCAUCUCGUCAUCAUGCGGCGGUCGGUUCGGAUCGGUGCACUCGACCUUAGAUGACCACGAUGCUACGGACGACGACAUGACCUUCUGCAUGUCCAACUACCCCAAGGAGGCCCUGAAGAUGAUGUUCAUGAUGCGGUCGCACGGCAUGCUGACGGACGUUGUGCUCGAGGUGAAGAAGGAGCUAUUUCCUGCCCAUAAGGUUGUGCUGUCCGCCGCAUCGCCCUAUUUCAAGGCCAUGUUCACGGGCGGCCUCAAGGAGUCGGAAAUGUCGCGCGUCCAGCUCCAGGGGGUGUGUCCCACGGCCAUGUCUCGCAUCCUGUACUUCAUGUACACCGGCCAGAUUCGAGUGACUGAGGUGACGGUGUGCCAACUCCUGCCCGCGGCCACCAUGUUCCAAGUGCCAAACGUAAUCGAUGCCUGCUGUGCCUUCCUAGAGCGCCAAUUGGACCCCACCAAUGCCAUUGGUAUCGCCAACUUUGCCGAGCAGCACGGCUGUGUGGAACUGCAAAAGAAGGCGAAUAUUUUUAUUGAGCGGAAUUUUACCCAGGUGUGCCAAGAGGAGGAGUUCCUCCAACUUUCAGCCUAUCAGUUGAUAGCCCUGAUCCGCAGAGAUGAACUGAAUGUGCAGGAGGAGCGAGAGGUCUACAAUGCUGUCCUAAAGUGGGUUAAAUACGACGAGGACAAUCGACACUGCAAAAUGGAACAUAUUCUGGGCGCCGUGCGUUGCCAGUUCCUGACGCCCAACUUUCUCAAGGAGCAGAUGAAAAACUGCGAUGUUCUGCGAAAGGUGCCCGCUUGCCGGGAGUAUUUGGCCAAAAUCUUUAAGGACUUAACGCUGCACAAGUGUCCAGGUGUAAAAGAACGGACACCCAACACCACUCGCAUGAUAUUCGUGGCUGGCGGCUUCUUCCGGCAUUCAUUAGACAUUCUGGAGGCCUACAAUGUGGACGAUAAGACUUGGACGACACUGCCAAAUCUGCGAAUUCCAAGAUCCGGCCUUGGUGCCGCCUUUCUCAAGGGCAAGUUCUACGCGGUUGGAGGCAGAAAUAACAACAUUGGCUCCUCCUACGACUCGGAUUGGGUGGAUCGGUAUAGUACCGUCAGUGAAACGUGGCGUCCCUGCUCUCCGAUGUCCGUGCCCCGCCAUCGAGUGGGCGUGGCCGUUAUGGACGAGUUAAUGUACGCCGUGGGCGGAUCUGCGGGCAUGGAGUAUCACAACACUGUGGAAUACUACGACCCGGAACUCGAUCGCUGGACCCUCGUGCAGCCAAUGCACGCUAAACGUUUGGGUGUCGGGGUGGUGGUGGUCAAUCGCCUGCUCUAUGCCAUCGGAGGUUUCGAUGGAAAUGAGCGUCUGGGUAGCGUGGAGUGCUACCAUCCCGAGAACAAUGAGUGGAGUUUCCUUCCGCCUUUGCAAACGGGUCGCAGUGGAGCGGGUGUGGCUGCAAUCAACCAGUACAUCUACGUGGUAGGGGGUUUUGAUGGAACCCGACAACUAGCUACAGUGGAGCGCUAUGAUACCGAAAACGAUACCUGGGACAUGGUGGCGCCAAUCCAAAUCGCACGUAGUGCUCUCUCGCUGACACCGCUGGACGGAAAGCUGUACGCAAUUGGUGGAUUUGACGGCAACAAUUUCCUGUCCAUCGUUGAGGUCUACGAUCCGCGAACGAACACCUGGACGAAAGGAACGCCACUAAAAUCGGGACGAUCUGGCCAUGCUUCUGCUGUUAUCUAUCAGCCAGCUUGCACCACUACGUUAAUGGACUUCGAAGAGAGCGAGACACCCCAGACGGAUGGAAGUAAUGAUGGUGGCGCGGAUGCAAAAACAUCACAAAAUCCGUACGGCGGUGGAAGUCCGCAUUAUCCCGGAAUCGCGCCUAACAUGCAGUUCCACACCUCAUUCGGAAUGAGCGGCUGCAAAAAUUGUGACUCCGAAGUAGAUGUGAAGUCAGAAAUUCCGGCAGAAGGACAUAAUUUUCAAAUUCCCGCCAUCAAUUCGGAGGAGCUUGCCAAUCCGAAUUGCCCCUGGUCCAAAAUGCAGAAUAAAUUUCGAAGAACUCCACCCUUAUCUUUUACGGAAAGGGAUGACAAAAAAUUAAAGGCUCCACAUAAAUUCGAUAAAGCACGAAAAACAUGUUUACUUACCACCGCUGCGAAAGUGAUCCACAACCACAUUGAAGGUCGUCUCCGAAAACUAACUACAGCCACAUGACAAUACGAAUCCGAGCCUAAAGCUUAGCCACAACCAAAAACAUCAUUCAUUGUACAAAGCCUGUUCGCGUCCCAUAGAAUUCCAUGUUGAGAAGCAGCAUUCCAUUAAAAUCUAGCAUCAUUUGUAUAUGUAUAUUGUGUACGCUAGGUGAUAUUUAGUCAAACAGUUUUAUGGCAUCCAUAACAUUAACUGGCGCUCGUUAGCCCAUUUAAAAAAGAGUGAUUAGGGUUAAUAGUUGAUUAGUGAAAGGAAAGUGUCGUUUUUUAUGUAUUUCGUAGGUCCAUACUGAUAACUUACGUAUUGUACUUUUUUAGAGUAGGUUUAUCAAAGGAAUUAUGUGCAUUCAUAGUAAUUUAUAAGAAAACGCAAUUAAUUUAAGAGAAAUUAUAAUAAAAAAAAACAUUUACAAAAAUGA
This is a messenger RNA of Drosophila elegans, 2953 nucleotides long. It is a transcript of the gene Keap1, whose product is annotated as kelch-like ECH-associated protein 1B. The record is from RefSeq and is a predicted model, not a curated record. Gene Ontology annotation, molecular function: protein binding. The coding region runs from base 205 to 2538 and encodes 777 amino acids. Lineage: Eukaryota; Metazoa; Arthropoda; Insecta; Diptera; Drosophilidae. The transcript is spliced from 6 exons.